CUUUCCUCUACAUAUCAUGAGAACGUGUUUGAUGGGAUAAGGAAAGCAUUAGACAAAAUAACUAGACUUUUGGUGUUUCGCAUACACCCAUUUUAGAGAUGACGGAGCAAGCCGGAUAGGACAAGUCCAAGCAAUGCUGGAGUUCAAAGGGAAGAGGCAUGAGGAGCACUUCCAGGUCUUCUUUGCCGAGCAGCAUCUGAUAUGGGACCUGUCCGUGUGCUUGGUGGGCUGGAUGCAAUACAUACCGGUCAUGAUCAAUCUGUGGCGGAACUGGAACAUCAGGAACCCCCUUUGGCAUGCAGCCUUUCUGCUGCUCUAUACUUCAGAAAAGAUGAUGCCGACAGCCUUGAUAUGUCUGUUCAGCAAGUUCUACAUCAGGCACCGCACGGUCUUGAUGGGCGUUGUGCGCUUGUUGGAGAUGUUCACUACCGACGCCUACCUCUCCUUCUGGAAGGACUUCUCUGACAAGGGCUCCUGCUUCGAGUGGUCCUUGCUCGCCUUGGUCUUCGCCAACAAUUGGAUUUCUGCAGCACAAUGGUGUGCAGCAGCGGAUCCCUUGCAGUUGACAUGAGUCUAUGCUAUUGGGAGGAAAGGGCAUAGCUAAGCGCACCUUCCCAGCAAGAUGAGAAAGACAAGGCUAUGCCAUGUUGUGUGUCAGUGUGCGUGGCUUCAUGUCUGGGCUCAGCACGAGCAUGUCCUUGCUAAG
Coccomyxa subellipsoidea C-169 is the source of this 706-nucleotide messenger RNA. RefSeq lists its product as hypothetical. The coding region runs from base 134 to 571 and encodes 145 amino acids. Lineage: Eukaryota; Viridiplantae; Chlorophyta; Trebouxiophyceae; Coccomyxaceae. The transcript has 4 exons. The record is from RefSeq and is a predicted model, not a curated record.